UCCUUAUCCACAUGGUCUAAAAUGACUCUAAAUAAUAUAACUAUCAUAUCAUAUGAGCUGCGAGCUGCGAGCUGCCUCACCUCAGCGUGUCACACGCAAAAACCUUAAACCUCUGUUCUCACUUCUCUGCUUCUGAGGGGAGGGGUGUAGCUAUAGCUAAGGGCUUUUACCUGUAAAAAACUAACCGUAACUAACUUGAGCUUCAGUUCCAGGAAAACAAAAAAAAGGGAUACCAAGGAACCAGUUGUGUGUAGAAAUGGCACUACAGCAUGCCAUAAGGCUACCAUUGUCAUAUUCAUUCUCACCUCUUAAAGAGAACAUGUUCAGACUUCCCAAUUCACUGGCUGGUAUGAGUCCUGAAACUGAAGAAAAACGAUCCAACAGUUACUUGUCUUCCUCAAGAGUGGAGCUUUUUAGUCCCUCAUCGAACUUUCUGAAGUCUCCUUUGCCGAGUGGCAGGAUCAGAACGAGUAGAUUACGAGCAUCUAAAAGUGUAGGAAAACUCAAGUCUAAUGACGGAAAGAGAGAGCGAGGGGAGGCAUCUAGUGACAGUGAUGAAGAGGAUGAACCUCCUUCAGGGAAGGUGGAUGAUCCUCAUCUUAUGGAUGCUGAAGAGAGACGUGAAUGGAGGAGGAAGAUUAGAGAAGUGAUUGAUAGGACACCAGAUGUUGAGGAGGAGGUUGACCCUGUAGAAAAGAGGAAGAAGAUGCAGAAGCUUAUGGCUGAGUACCCACUUGUCGUGGAUGAGGAUGAUCCUGAGUGGCCUGAAGAUUCUGAUGGGUGGGGAUUCAGCUUGGGUCAGUUCUUUGACAAGAUUACUAUCAAGAACAACAAGAAAGAUGAUGAUGAUAAUUAUGAUAGUGACAAUGAAAUAGUCUGGAAAGAUGAUAAUUAUAUACGUCCUAUCAAAGACAUACGAUCUGUAGAAUGGGAAGAGACUGUGUUCAAGGACAUCAGUCCUCUAAUCAUUCUUGUGCAUCAUCGCUAUAAAAGACCAAAGGAAAAUGAAAAAAUACGGGACGAAUUGGAUAAAGCCGUCCAGAUCAUAUGGAAUUGUGGACUACCGUCACCAAGAUGUGUUGCGCUUGAUGCUGUUGUUGAGGAUGGCUUGGUCUCUGCAUUACAAGUGUCUGUUUUCCCUGAGAUUAUCUUCACAAAGGCAGGGAAGAUUUUAUACCGUGAGAGAGAAAUUCGAACUGCAGAUGAAUUUUCAAAAAUAAUGGCAUUCUUUUAUUAUGGGGCAGCCAAGCCACCCUGUUUAAAUGGCCUUGGAGAUAGCCAAGCAGCAGUCCCAUCUGCUCCCAUCAAUGGUCAAGUGUGCUGAUAGCUUUGCUGAAGAAAUAUUUUUGAUGGGGUUGUUCCACUUACACAUUUCUUGAUGUACCUUUGUAUGAAGAAUUGAAAAUGAGAUGUAUAGUUUACAUUUACUGGUAUGCAGGUAGUUGAUACGAUGAAUAACGUGUUAUUUGUUUAUAAAAACUUAUAAAGAAGAAAUAUUGUAUCAUACUUUUAUUGAAUUGCUAGUUUGCUACAUCUUGUGCUUGGUAAGAACCAAGGUAA
This is a messenger RNA of Quercus robur (English oak), 1560 nucleotides long. RefSeq names its product thioredoxin-like fold domain-containing protein MRL7L, chloroplastic. The record is from RefSeq and is a predicted model, not a curated record. Lineage: Eukaryota; Viridiplantae; Streptophyta; Magnoliopsida; Fagales; Fagaceae. The transcript is spliced from 6 exons. Gene Ontology annotation, cellular component: chloroplast stroma. Gene Ontology annotation, biological process: regulation of DNA-templated transcription; chloroplast organization. Bases 257 to 1324 code for a protein of 355 amino acids.